AUGGACCUCCGUCCUAUCUCACUCGUAAUGUGGUGUACAAAGUCAUAUCUAAAGUCCUUGCUAAUGUCGAAGAAUGUUUUACCUUGUGUUAUUUCUGAGACUCAGAGUGCUUUUAUCCAAGGAAGAUUAAUCUCAGAUAAUAUCAUGAUUUCUUUUGAGAUAAUGCAUUAUCUUAAAAGGAAACGAAUGGGUAAAAAAGGUAACAUGGCUCUCAAAUUAGAUAUGAGUAAAGCUUAUGAUAGGGUGGAGUGGGCUUUUCUUGAACUCAUGAUGCUUAAAAUGGGGUUCUCUAGUCAAAUUGUGGCAUUGAUUAUGUUUUGCGUAUCCUCUGUUACUUACAAGAUUACUCAUGGGGGUAAAGUUUUUGGGUCCAUUGUUCCUAGUAGAGGGAUUAGGCAGGGUGAUCCACUCUCUCCCUACCUAUUUUUGAUCCGUGCAGUUUCUCUCCGUCUCGUUAACAUGUUUGUGCGUAAACAUUGGCUAACAGGGUGUCGUGUUGCUCGAAACGCUCCUGUUAUUUCUCAUAUGCUCUUCGGUCGAAAAAUCAACUUCAACAAGUCAUCAGUCUUUUUUAGUAAUAAUGUGGCUUCUGUUGAUCGGGAUCAUCUUUGUCAACUUCUUGGUAUGGCCCCUGCUUCUGAUCAUAGUACUUAUUUGGGUCUACCUUGUACUAUGGGGAGAAGUAAAAAUGCCAUCUUGGGUUUUCUAAAAGAGAAGAUGAUUAAGAAAAUUCAGAGUUGGGAAACUAAGUUUCUUUCUAAAGGCCGGAAAGAGGGGUUAAUGGCUAAAUUUUGGUGGCAAUCACAAGGGAAGGGUUCGGCUAAAGGAGUAAGUUGGCUUAGUUGGCGUAAGCUUUGUUGUCACAAAGAUGUUGGUGGACUUGGUUUUCGGAAUCUCAGGGACUAUAAUCUGGCCUUUCUUGGGAAACAAGGGUGGCGACCUAAUCCCGGCUUUAUUUGGCGUAGCAUUUUGGAGGCAAAAGAUAUUGUUCAGGCGGGUGCUUUACGAGCCAUCUCUGAUGGAAAAACAACAUCAAUCUUGAAAGAUCCAUGGCUCCCAAAUGUUGACAACAAAUUCGUAACAUCUUACCACCCAAGCUUCGAGGGUAGAUCGGUUGAUAGUACGCGUUUCAAAUGUCUUCAAGAGAAUGGGAUACGACUUGAUCCGAGACAUGUUUAA
Molecule: messenger RNA, 1179 nt
Organism: Cannabis sativa
Lineage: Eukaryota; Viridiplantae; Streptophyta; Magnoliopsida; Rosales; Cannabaceae
Exons: 4
Coding region: 1-1179 (392 amino acids)
Source: RefSeq, a predicted model, not a curated record